Molecule: messenger RNA, 1649 nt
Organism: Chara braunii
Lineage: Eukaryota; Viridiplantae; Streptophyta; Charophyceae; Charales; Characeae
Source: the annotation of a GenBank genome assembly
UGGCGUUGCAUCAGAUUCUCCCGUCGUCGCCAUCGCUAUCCCCACCUUCAUCAUCAUGGUUYCACGGRGUUUCUCGCACAGCCAUAUGGCUGCCGCGAUAGCCUGCGCGAUGGUUCUUAUCGCGAGUAGCGGAGUGCAGGGGCGGAAUAUGCGUUCGCUCGAGGAGGCCUCGGCGGCGGGYUCCGGRUAUUCUCUGGCGGAUGUGCAUCGUGCUUGCGCCUCGUAUGACGGAGUGUGYAAUSAAAGCUCGGCGUGUGUCGCUGCCAUCACCAAGUACAGAAGCGAGGUGUACGGAGUGSCUGACCACUGCGACUGCGCCAAUGCCAUCGGAUACGAUCUGGUCAAUGCCUACCCUUCGAUCAGCCCCGCUGUCACGUACAUCUCCAACUGUAUGCCGGACUGUCUCUUCGGAGAAUCUUGCCCGUUYAUCUCCACGAUGAUUGCUGUCCUUGGCAAUGGCGGCGGGCGGGGAGCGAUGGCGGGUGACAACGAGACCGACUUGACAGGUGUCGGCUUGGUGAAGCUGAACAUAGAGACCAGUGAGGUGAUGUUCAACCUGACGUCGGCAGCUCUGACCGACAGCGUCAUCAAGGCGGGACUAGAGAUCACGAUCAAGAGGGGCACGCCUGAUACCGAAGGAGAGGUGGUGCUCACUCUGUCGAGCGCAACUCCAGGAGUCGUGGCCGGAUCCGUGAAGGUGCCCGACUUCCAGGCUGCGAAGGACAUCGCCUACUCUCCCGAGGAUUACUACCUGGACGUUCGCGCGAAGCAAGCCAAUGCAGGGCACCUCAGGGGCACGUUGGCAGCCACGGCGGCGUUGAUGGCGCAGGUCUCGUCCGCCGCUUGCGGGCCUUCUUCUUCAAGCAACGGCACGACACCCCCCAAGGGCACUACGGGUGUGGUCAGUCUCGUGGUCGACAGCUUCCGGGUGUGCUACAAGCUGGGCGGCAUCGCGAACAACACGGAGAAGAGCGCGAGUGUGAACACCGGGGAGAUGUGCAGUGCGAACAGUUCGGUGGUCAUCCCGCUUUUCGGCGGGCUUGGCUCCGCAGCGCCGCAGAUGUCGGGCUGUAGCACCCCGCCCGAGUCCACCAUUCUUGCGCUUCUUGCCGAUCCGAGCGCAUUCUUCGCGAGUCUAAACGUGAGCGGCAACUGUUCCACUUCGCCUGCGGCGAGUCUCAAGGGCGAGUUCAGGUCGAAGGUGACGCUUACCGCAACGUUGAAGAAGGUCGGUUUUGUCGGGGCCGACAGGCAGGAGGACAGGGAGGGAGUCUUUACCAAGGUCGAUCUCGUGAUCGGAGAGGGCUACGGUUGCUUCUCCUUCUUGCAAGGGAAGGAUUUCGGGGAUGCGACGGCAGCCUACCUCCGUGCUGGAGCGCGUAACGUGACAGGAGAUGUGCUAGCCAUGUUCUUCAGGGAUGAAACGCCGGCCCCGAAAACCGGCUGCGUCUCUCUUGACAACGACAUCAUCGCUUCCAUGGCCACGGACCCUGCAUCCUACUACGUCACAAUGAGUACUCUCCAGACCCCGAACGAAGCAGUACGAGGCCAGCUUCAGUACGCGUAAGCCGCUCGAAAGAGUCUCUUCCUGACGGAAUCCUGACGAAAGUUCCCUCUGUGUGUGUACCCGACUCGGCGUCUUAGCCCUG